Messenger RNA from Xyrauchen texanus (razorback sucker), 9280 nucleotides. Its product is annotated as pleckstrin homology domain-containing family H member 2-like. Gene Ontology annotation, biological process: negative regulation of actin filament depolymerization. Bases 165 to 4517 code for a protein of 1450 amino acids. The record is from RefSeq and is a predicted model, not a curated record. The transcript has 30 exons. Gene Ontology annotation, cellular component: cytoplasm; cytoskeleton. Gene Ontology annotation, molecular function: actin binding. Lineage: Eukaryota; Metazoa; Chordata; Actinopteri; Cypriniformes; Catostomidae.
CGAAAACUUUGAGCUGGAAAAACGGUUUCUUUUUUUACAUUAUAAUUAGUUCAUUGGGGCAAUAACAACUCUGGCAACGCGGAAUAUAAUUUUUGAUCAUGGUGUGAAACCAGUGGAAUCUACAGCAUUAUAACAUUCAUUGGAGGGGCCUGAGGGGUGACGGCAUGGCAGAGGGUGAUGAAUGCUCAGGUGGGGAAUGGAAGGAGAAGUAUAUGGCCCUCGAGACCCUGCUCGUCAAAUUCAGGGGACAGAUGAGUGUGAUCCGGGAGCUCACGGCAGAAAAGAUGCAGCAGUUGGAGACGCAGGUGUUGGAAGCAGAGCGUCGAGCAUAUGAAGCUAACCAGCAGGUGCAAUGGAUGGAAGAACGUCUAAAGGCAUCAGAUAUCCCAUCAGCAGAUUCAGAGUUGAGGCUGUUCAGACGCUGUCAAAAUCAUCAAGCGGCACUGCAGGAGAAAGAUGAACUCAUCGCUACCCUAGAGCAACAACUGGAGGAGCAGAAACACAACCGGAUCCAAGAUGCCAAGACCGUAGAGGAAAAAGCAGCCAAGAUCAAAGAAUGGGUUAUGCGAAAGCUAAAUGAGUUUGAUUUGGAGAAUGCUUCUCUGAGAGAGAUCAACCAGCAACAGGAGUCUGAGAUAAAAGACCUGAAAAAACAACUGCAAGCCAUGGAGCAGACUGCGUGUUCUGGUGGCUCAGUCCAGGCCAGUGUGGGUGAGGCCCAGCGGCUCAGCAGCCUGACCUUUGGUUGUUUCCAAAUCAGGGGGAAAAGCCCUCAGAUACUGACAGGCCUAGGGCCAUCCCAGAAGAGCAUCAGCACCCUGCUGGAUCAGGACUGUAGAAGACCUUCUACUGAUUGUGGAAUGAAACAAGACCCAGAAAUUGAGCGUGUUGGCCAUUGCUCUAAGGUGGUGUUGGAGGAUGAGGGUGAGAGUGACACUACGGGCGGCAUACUCUCUCGCGGGGUCUCCUCUGUGCUCUCCAGCGCUGCCUCUGAAGGGGACAGUGUUCUGUUUGGAGGUUUGCAUUUUAGCCGACCCACUAGUGAGACGUACCUCACCGCCUCUGAUGACAGUAGCUCGCUGUUCGAUGACGACAUGCAGUAUGCGGAAUACUCCAAACUUUUCCUGCCCGGUCCCAAGAGCUCUACGAAGAAAGAUGGUGAGAAAGAUGACAUUGAAGAUGGCUGCUCCAAUGAUCUCAAUAAACGCUUCCAGUCCCAAUGUCUUGAUUCCUCGUCGUCUUCCAGUGAGACAAACACGACCCUCAGUCCCAUCAUAACACCAGCACUCACACCAAAGCGGCCCACCCCUUCUCAGGACUCUCAGGACACCCCAGCCUCGCCCAAACAGCCGCGUCUACGCAAUCCUAGCACGUUUAACGUUAGUUUGGCAUUGGUCAAGAAGCAUCUAAGCCAGCCUCCGCUGUACAGCGAAGCCGCUCAUGGGAGAACACGGAACGCCAUCAGCAUGCUGCGUCCUCUUUGGCCUCAGGAAACAGACUUGGACCAGGAACAGAAGAUGGAGACAGGUGAACGAGAGCAUCCUGAUGUGCCUUUAGAACCACCAACUGAAGUGCCACCUGAAGAACCUGAUACACUCGACAUCAUUUCAGCCAUGCCUGGGAGUAAACCCCCAACUCCUCCCCUGCACAGGCUGCCCUCUUGGGAGAGCAGAAUCUAUGCUGUGGCAAAAUCUGGAAUUCGUCUGUCAGAGAUGUCAUGCACAGAUGUAGCUAAUAAAGACUCCUCCUACCCAUCAUCAUACUCCGCCCAUAUUCUCUACACAUCCCUCAUCUACAGGAACACCAGUACGCCUGUCUUCGCCACACUCAAAGGGAGGGCCACGUUGUUAAGCAAUAGUCAGUUCUCUGAAGAGUCGUCUAGUUCUGAGGAGGAGGACAGUUCAGAGGAGUGUCAGUCUGGAGAGGAAGACAGCUCUGUGUGCAGCUCUUAUACAAAUGCAUCAGACUCACACAAGAUCAGCAGCCACGGAAGCCCCCGCUCCCUCAACAGAGCUGUGUCGUUGUCUUCUAUGACAUCUGAGAGUGACUACGCCAUCCCACCUGAUGCUUACUCCAUUGAUACUGAGUGCUCUGAACCUGAGAAUAAACUAGCCAAGACCUGCUCCUCCAGCACUGACAACGGCAAGAGUGAGUCAAUGGAGAAGUCUGGGUACCUGCUGAAGAUGGUCAAGACUUGGAAGAAAGCAUGGAAGAGGCGCUGGUUCGUUUUGAAAGACGGGGAGCUUUUGUACUACAAGUCACCUAGUGAUGUCAUCCGUAAACCCCAAGGUCAGAUUGAGCUCAAUGCUUGUAGCAGCAUAGCUCGUGGUGAUGGGAAACAAAUGCUUCAGGUGGUGACAGGUAAGAGUGUGAAUAAUCUUAAAGCAGAUUCUCCAAACCUCCUGGAGGAGUGGCUGAGGGUUCUGCAAAGCGUACUGAGAAUCAAAGCUGCUAGUCCGCUCUUUACCAACCCUGACUUAAGGCCCAUCAUGAAAGGACACAUGACAAAGGUGAACCAUGGCUAUUCUAAACAUGUGUGGUGUGCGCUGUUUGGGAAGACGCUAUAUUACUUCAGAAGUCAAGAGGAUAAGUUUCCUCUGGGUCAAAUCAAAUUAUGGGAGGCUUGUGUGGAGGAAGUUGAUAAGUCAAGUGACUCCGCUGAAGUCUCUGCUCAGUACACUCUCUCCAUUCAGCCAGUGAGUCAAGGCCCAACAUACCUGCUUAUCGAUUCACCUCAUGAGAAGAUGGCAUGGCUGUAUCAUCUGUGUGUGGCAGCAGGCACUGCAGUGGGGCAGGUGGGCACUGAGUUUGAGCAGCUGGUUGGUAAACUGCUCAAUGUGGAGGGAGAUCCAGGGUCUCAGAUCUGGAGACACUCAACACUGUGCUACACUAAGGAAGGACUGUCUUCUCCACUCAGCACCCUGCCCUCUCAGGCUCUACAGACUGAAGCCAUAAAGCUCUUUAAGACAUGUCAGCUCUUCAUUAAUGUGGCCAUUGACACUCCAGCCAUAGAUUAUCAUGUGACUCUGGCUCAAUGUGCCCUACAAGUGUGUCUCACCCAUCCAGAGCUGCAGAAUGAAAUUUACUGUCAGCUUGUAAAGCAGACAUGCAAGAGACAACCACACGGACAGCCUGGGCCCCUACAGGGAUGGCAGUUCAUGGCUCUGUGUGUCGGCCUCUUCCUGCCCACACACCCUAUUCUUUGGCUUUUGCAGGUGCAUCUGAAAAGGCAUGCAGAUUCAAGGACGGAAGUGGGAAAGUAUGCCAUCUAUUGUCAGCGUUCAUUGGAGCGGACGCAGCAGAAAGGGGAUCGGCAAGCUCGUUCGUCACGAAUGGAGAUUCUGUCCAUCUUAUUGAGGAACCCAUAUCAUCACUCUUUGCCAUUCAGCGUGCCGGUGCACUUCCUUAACAACACAUACCAGGUUGUUGGUUUUGAUGCUUCAACCACAGUGGAGGAGUUUCAGAGCCGACUAAACCAGGACACUGGCAUGAGGAAAACUGGUCAGUCUGGUUUCAGCCUUUAUUCUGAUGACCCCACGGGCACAGACCUUGAACACUGUCUGCAGGCAAACCUGAAGAUUUGUGACAUUAUUGCGAAAUGGGAGCAGGCCUCGAAGGAGCAACACACAGGCAAAUCAGAGAACGCCAAGACUGUCAAACUUGCAUAUAAGAACAGGUUAUAUUUCUCCCAGCAGAUGAGAGGAGAGACUGAGAGAGAGCGAUUGCUCUUGGCAUAUCAGACAAAUGAGGAAAUCACAGCAGGUCACUUCCCUGUCAACAAAGAGCUUGCUCUGGAGAUGGCCGCCCUGCUGGCUCAGGUGGAGUUUGGGGACUUUGAGCGUCCUUUCUCUAGUCCAGGUGCUUCAGGAGCUGCACAGACUAAAUCUAAUCAGACCCUGAAACAGGUUCUAGAGCGCUUCUACCCCAAACAUUACAGACACACCUGCACAGAAGAACACAUGAGGCAGUUACUGCUGAGGCUCUCUACCCGCUGGGCAUCUCUAAGAGGUCGGAGUUCAUCAGAAUGUAUACGAAUCUACCUGACCGUAGCGCGGAAGUGGUCCUUUUUUGGAGCCAAACUGUUUGAGGCUGAGCCUGUAACCUCAUCGCCACAGCAGAACACGCGUGUGUGGCUGGCAGUAAAUGAAGAUGGUGUCAGCAUACUGGAGUUCAACUCUGUAAAAGUCCUAGCAUCUCACGCUCAUAAAAACAUUGUGAAAUUUGGGGCGUGUGUACAGAAUUUCAUGCUGGCAGUAGUUCUGGGAUCUGGCACCAAUAUGUCCAAAGAUGAGGCCACUGAGAAGCAUCUCUUUGCCAUGGCCCCCUCUAAGGUUCGAGACCUGACAUUGCUCAUAGCCAGUUACAUUAACAGUGCCCAACAGCAAAAAGCAGCAGCCCACCACCUGUCCGCCCCAGCCCUGCUGCUGGCCCAGUCUGGAGAGCUGACGAGCAAGGAGUCCAGGAGUAAGUCUCCACCAGCAGCCUGCAGACCCAGCAAAGCACCCACCCUCCUGUAAUACAUCUAUUAGUGGACUGUUUGUGUGUUAGCGGCUGGACUACAGAUAUUGAAGGAUUGUGCUGUGGCUUCCUGUUAGGGCCAAGAGUGACAUGGACAGUGGUUCUUAACACAAACAUUGGGAGAAUCUCAAAAAAGCCUGUCCAGGUUACAUUUCACCCCAAAAUCAAAAUCAAAUAUUAUAUUUUGCAUAAACAAAAUGAAGCUUGAUCUUAAAACCUCUAAAGCAGGGGUGCCCAAUACGUCGAUCACGAUCUACCAGUCGAUCGCAAAGGCAAUGCUGGUAGAUCGCACAAAAUGUAAAUGUACUUUCGUUAAAUUUUAAUAAAAAUAAAUAUAAUGUCUUUCCUUCUUUUAGUUUCUGUCUGACUUGCACUUGAUGAGUAAAUAUUGACCAGGCAAGGUUUUGUUUAUUCAGUUGCCAUGACAACUAGGUUUGCUCAUACACACCUUCCAAGGACUUCUGAGAACAGAGCGCAAAAUUGCGAUGCUACUGCCCAGAUUAGGCAAAACUGAAUGGAAUCAGACAGUUUUACCUAAUCCGGGCAGUAGCAUCGCAAAUGACCUGACUAUUGUAAUCUAUUGUACUGUAGUUGUUUUGGGUUUAGUUUUAAAACUGAAUGAUAUCAACAUUGAACAUUAUUAUAUUUUUUUUAUUAAUUAGAAGAUUAAUUCCAUGUAGGGAUACAUGCAGUAGUCCCAACAAGCAUUUUCUUAUUUUAAAUGAAACUGUGUUUUUUUUUUUGUUGGUAGAUCUUAUUGAGUUGGUCAUUUAAAGGGCACCUAUUAUGGCAUUUAAAAUGUUCCUAAUAUUGUUUUGGGAGUCCCCAACAACAGUUUUACAUGCAUGCAAUGACAAAAAACACUUUUGUUGUCUUAUAAUAUGCAUUUAUGUUCACAUGAUUUGCUCACCGACUCCCAAAUGAUUCGUUCAACGACUCAUUUUUCCAAACACCUCCUUUGCGUGACGCUAAUCUGCGGUGAUUGGUCAGAUGACCAAGUCAGUUGUGAUUGGUAUACUCUGUGCAGAGAUUGUCGGAAACGGAACGCCCAUCACCGCUUUGUAGUAAAAAAAUCAAAAUCAGAGAAGGAAUUUGAGUUGAUUUAUGUUAGCAAUCAUAGCCCAAAGUUCGGUGGUAAACACCCAAUCAGUUAUUGUUUGCGUUAGCCCAACGCAUAAACAUAUUGGUAAAGCACUGCAUUACUACAAGUUAUUGCUCUAUUCUUUAUGACAACUCCAAUAACAUCGACAAACAUUUCACAUAUUUCAAAAAAAUUGACAUUGGAGACCUAGAAGCUGCGCUGAGCGUAACUUACACAACACACACAAAUACUUAUUAAGCAUGCUAAAAAACACAUAAAAGCAACAAUUAUUAAUAAUACUUACAGGUUGUGAUUUGGAGGAGGAAGCUGAUCCAAAUAAACUUGGUACUGAACCUUCCUUCAGUAUCAACCGCUCGCUGAAUCCACACUUGAAAGCAUUCAUGUUCGUAAAGCAAUCGUCAUUAAAAUGACGCGAACACAGCACAAGGUUCGGGCUAUACUUGUGUGGUAUAGUUGUAAAUAUAAACUCUAGCCACUGAUUCUUCACAUGCUCGUCCCAGGGCAGUGAAAAAAGGUCGCUUUUGAUAUGCACUUCAGAACACAGCGUCUUGUUGUCGACAUAAUGUUUUCAAGUUUUCCCUGGUGUCUGCGCACGCUUGACGUCACAACGAAAAGGAAAAUGACUCACUGGAAAAACGAUUCAUUAAAUUGACUCAGAGUCGACUCCUACUUUUGAGAGACAAUAACUUUUUUUACGGUGAACUUUCAUAUAUAAAACUUUGCAGGAUGUUUUUGUUCACUUAAAUCUAUGUUACACACUACAUGAAAGGUAAUUUUCAAAAUUGCAUAAUAGGUGCCUUUAAAAGUAGAUCAUCACACAAAAAAGUGUGGGCACCCCUGCUCUAAAGGAUUGUUGAGGGUUCAAUACAAGUUAAGUUCAUAAUUCGACAGCAUUAGUGGUAUUAUGUUGAUUAAUACAAAAAAAUAUUUAUAACAAAAAAAGCAAAAAUCAUGGAGACAGGAAGGAGCUCACAAUGGAAGUGAAUAAGGCCAGUUUCAAAAGUGCAGUCACAAGACAAAAACAUUAUUUGCUGUAACAUUAUUUUUGGGUGAUUUUUAAAUAAAUAAAAAAAUGUAUUCUAUAUUACAACUUUGUUGCCAUGAUGACGCACCACCAGGAGACUGUAAGUGGUUUAAUCACUCUAAAAUCAUGUUAACAUGUACAGUAUAUUGUUUACGUAUUGUGGCUAUACUUUUUUAACAGUGAGUAUUUUAGCGUCCAUGAACUGGCCUCUGCCUUACUGUAACACAGAUUAUUUUACUUUUUAAAUAAUCAUGGAACGAGUCAAAAUAAUUUUCUGUGGUAAUCAACAUUAUGCCAAAAAUGCUGUUGAGCUGAGCUUAACUUGUAUUAAACCCGAACAUUGAUUUGAGUUUUUGCACAUUAUUUUUCUGACAACUAAACCACAAAAUGACUAAUACAUUUUGAAAUCAGUAUAAUUUAAAGGGCAAACAAUAAAUACAUCCAUGAUGUAUAAAUAUUUACAAUUUAAAUAAUAUAUAAUUGUUUUGUUUUUAAAUUUUUCUUUAAUUGUAGUGUUAAUAAUAUCAAAAUGUAAAAGCCAUAAUGGUCAUAAAAUAGACUUAAACAAAACAUAGUUUCUUAUUUCUAUUUUUUGGUUUUAUUAUGAUGUUUUUGACAGCUUUUGUGAGAUUCGCCCAAAUACACUUUGUCAUAUUAAUAUGGUCUGGUAUUAUUUCUAUUUAAAGUUAUUGUUAAAUGUUAUUAGACUGAAAAAAGUUUUGUUUUUCAGGCUCUGUGUAAGAACCUAAGCAAUCUAAUUUCAUGAAAAGACACAAAGACGUUUUUUUUAUUUUUUUUAUCAUCAGUUCUCUUGAUAUACAAACAGCAAAGAUGUGUUUCCAGUAAAUGAAAGUGAACUCUGAUCAGAGAAUGAGCAGUUCCGUAGUUAUUUAACCUCCCACAAAGAAUUCUCCCCACACAUUUUUGAGCAUGUUUAAGCAUGUACAGAGAGAAUGUAAGGAUUGUAAUCUAGGAAGUGCAUUGUAACAACAGAAUGUGUGGGUUUUGUGGGGGGAAAAACGAAAGAGUCUAGUGAUGGUUUUAAGGUUAUUAUACGUUGGCUGGUAGAUUUCAAUGGGAUGAUUAAUACUGGACAGGCCGUAUAACAUUCAUAAAUACAUUUAAAUUAGGGUUAUCGAUUUAACACUUUAAUUCAGUGCAAUUAAGCCUAUGAAAAAGAAUAUGUUAAAACAUGAAUCAUACCCCUGAACUGUACAUUAAUUCUGUAAUAAGAAUGUUUCUACCAUGAAAGCAAUUUAAGCUUGAUGUACCACCUUGAUGUCGCAGCAGGGGGCAGUCAGCGCUACAGCUGUACAAUGAACACGCCUCGUCAAACCAACACGAGCAUCGGGCAGCAUAUCGUCUUUGACUGACACACUUUUACACUUAAAGUCAGAUGGACUGAGCACUACAGAAUGUGUUUUUUUACAUUUCAAACUACAUAUAGCUUGGCAUAUCAUUCUAAAAACAUCGCGAGACGGUGAAAACUAGCGAAGCACGAUGCAACCAAAGUGAAACAUGAGUACAUAGACCAAUAAAAAUAGCGUAAAGGAAAUAGGCCAAUAAAAGGGUUAAGUUUAAUGAAAUGGAAAUAAAACAAACAAUAUAUGAAUAUGAUGUAAUGUAUUUGAAAUAUCUGAAUUAUAAUUAUAAAUAUUCAUUAUGAUUUUAUUAAAAUGUUAUAUUUAUAUUAUUAUAUACUAAAUUAUCUUGAUUUUGGGGGCUUUUCUCAGUAAAUAUUAAUACAUGCAAUUCAUUUUAUGUAAUUUAUUUGAAUAAAAAAUUUACACUUAUUCCACAAUUUCUAUCACAUUAUAGAUAUACUGUAUAUAUUGAUCUUUUAUCGUGAAUACUAAAUAGAUUUGGUUAGCAUGAUUAUGUAUGCUCUGUCCGUAUGCCAUAUCAUAUUUAAACAGUUCAACCUAUCAGUAGGCCAGAAAUCCUGAAAUUGUCUUUGCGCUGGAUGAAGGAUUUUGCUCUUUUUGCAUGAAUAUUGGAUUCGCUUUCACACUGGGUUUCUUGUAAUCAGUAUUUUCUUCACGCAAACUCUUUUUCUAUAUUAUCCAAAUGUCUGUUUUGGCAGGUUUUCUGUAUUUGUUCCAAAGUUUCUUUAAAUUCCCAAUUCACUGAAAUUAAGAACUAGGUAUUUUGCAAAUCCCAUAUCCUCCCACUUGGCAAAGAGUUGUUUUUGUCAUGUUAUGAGUGUUUCAUCUGGUUCUAUUGAGAGAUUGCCUCAAAUCAUUACACAGAAUCAAAGUAUUUAUUUCAAUUACUUUGGUAUGUUUUUCACCAGCCCUGACUCAUUUUAUUAUUACAGCAGGAAUGCAGAGCAAAUGGCCAUGUGAACGUGAUCUCAAUAAAGAAUACAUGAUAUGAGAGAACUAUUUUAAAAUAUAUGGCGUUAUUUCCCUGUCAAAUAUAGUCAUUUUUAUUAUAGCUUCUGUAAAACCCACACUUUAAAGGGAUAGUUCACCAAAAAAUACAAAUGCUGACUACAUGCCGUUCCAAACCCUGUGUGAAGUUUGUUUCUAGUGUGUUACCAUUUACUUCAUUUUUUUCUUCUAUAUGCAUUAACAGUGAAUAGUGACUGCCAAACAUCUCCUUUUAUGUUCCAUGGAAGAAAGUCAUACAGGUUU